Molecule: messenger RNA, 2199 nt
Organism: Leptopilina heterotoma
Lineage: Eukaryota; Metazoa; Arthropoda; Insecta; Hymenoptera; Figitidae
Product: chromatin modification-related protein eaf-1-like
Exons: 3
Coding region: 24-1823 (599 amino acids)
Biological process (GO): positive regulation of transcription by RNA polymerase II
Cellular component (GO): RNA polymerase II transcription regulator complex
Molecular function (GO): transcription coactivator activity
Source: RefSeq, a predicted model, not a curated record
UCAUCGAACUCCUUAGGAUCAACAUGAAGCUCUUCCUUCUUUCGGUGGUAUGCCUUGUGGGCACGUCUCUUGCCGUCCCGGUCUCAAGAGCGAGGAGAGACAUUCUUCCUGGUGAUCCACGAUAUGGUACCGAUUACCAUCACAACCAUCACCAUCAUCAUGAAGAACAUGCUGAAACUAAGACCAACUCUGGAUAUCAUUAUCAUGCCCCAGCUCCAGCUCCCGCUGCAACUGAAACUCAUCAACUCCCAACUCAAUCAUAUGGAGUUCCUUUCCAACCAAUGAGACAGCAACCAGCUCUUCCUUCAACUUCCUACGGAACCCCAGUUGUUCACCAACAACAAUACCAGGCUCCAGUUGUCCACCAAACUCAAGCUACCGAAUCGACUCAUCACGCUGAACACGUCCAUCAUGUUCAACAAGCACAACCUACUCAGCAAUACGGAGCACCAGCCCAACAAACCGAGGCAGCGCCUGCUCCAGUUCCCCAAGCUACCUUCAGUUCUUUCGAAGUUCCUCAACAAGUUCAACACGUAGAAUUCCAAGCUCACCAACAAGCUCUCUACCAAGCCCCACAACAGGAGGCUCAUGUUGAAUACCAAGCUCCCCAGCAGCAACAUGCCGAACAUCAUGAAGCCCAACACGUUGAACACCACGAAACUCAGCAACACCAUGUUGAACACCAAGAACCCCAGCUCCACCACGUUGAACACCAAGAACCCCAGCACCACCACGUUGAACACCAAGAACCUCAGCACCACCAUGUUGAACACCACGAACCACAACAAUACCACGUUGAACACCAACAUGUCGAAUACCACGCUCCACAACCUCAAGCCACAUACGGUGCUCCUCAACAUCAACAACAGCAAGCAACUUUCCAGGCUCCUCAAGCUACAUACGGUGCCCCUCAACAACAUCAUGCUCAACAACAACAGCAAGCAACUUUCCAGGCUCCUCAAGCCACAUACGGUGCCCCUCAACAACAUCAUGCUCAACAACAACAAGCAACUUUCCAGGCUCCUCAAGCUACAUACGGUGCUCCUCAACAACACCACGCUCAACAACAACAACAACAACAACAAGCUACAUUCCAAGCUCCACAAGCCACAUACGGUGCUCCUCAACAACACCAUGUUCCUCAACAACAAGCAACUUUCCAAGCUCCUCAAGCCACAUACGGUGCUCCUCAACAACACCAUGCUCAGCAACAACAACAAGCAACUUUCCAAGCUCCACAAGCGACAUACGGUGCUCCUCAACAACACCAUGCUCAACAACAACAACAAGCAACUUUCCAAGCUCCACAAGCCACAUACGGUGCUCCCCAACGUCAAGCUCCUCAACAACACCAAGCAACAUUCCACGCUCCUCAAGCCACAUACGGUGCUCCCCAACGUCAAGCUCCUCAACAACACCACCAGGAACAUCACCACGUUGAACAGACCCAUCACGUUGAACAUCACGCCGCACCAGCACCUCAAGUGAUCAGACAAUACUUGGCUUCCCAAGCCUCUCACCAAGUACAACACACCUCAAGACAAUACAUCGCACCCCAGGCUUCUCAACCAGCUCGCCAAGUUGCUCAAGCCACAAGACAAUACUUGGCUCCCCAAGUUCAUGCCGAACACCACCAAGAACCAACCGUCAAGGAAACCAUCCACUUCGAGGCUCCAAUCCAGUCCGUCGAAAUUCCAAUUGCUGAAAUUGAAAGCCAUGAGCCAGCAACCACCAGUGAUUCAGUCAGUAUUGAAGCUAUCGGCAAAUCCAGCAGUCACGAGAGCAGCCAGAACUACUCCCAUGAUGGUGGAUACGUCUACUAGGAACUUUGUUUUUCUAACUAAUUAUUAUUUUUUUUUAAUUGACUAAAAUGGAGACGAAGAGAAACUAAUUAGGAUCUUAAAGUGUACAAGUUUUCAAUACCAAAAUGAAGGAAUGAUGAGUAUGAGUGAUAGUUACAAUUUUUUUUACAAAGACUUCUAGCAAAUAGUAAUUAAUUUACAAUCAAAAUGAUCCUAAUAGAGAUCUGUCUUCAUUUGUUCUUUUUUUUAGAAAAUUUAGUUAUUUUGUGUUUGUCUUUGAUAGCAUGCAAGUUUCUUGUCUUGUCUCGUUUCUUUAAUUAAAGAAGGCGAGCGAGAUUGUUAAGAAAAUGAAACAUGUGAUUUUUUUUACAUAAAUAAAAUAUUUUUUAUGAUAGAA